Molecule: messenger RNA, 1673 nt
Organism: Cynara cardunculus var. scolymus (artichoke)
Lineage: Eukaryota; Viridiplantae; Streptophyta; Magnoliopsida; Asterales; Asteraceae
Product: heat stress transcription factor B-2a-like
Exons: 2
Coding region: 273-1322 (349 amino acids)
Biological process (GO): regulation of transcription by RNA polymerase II
Cellular component (GO): nucleus
Molecular function (GO): DNA-binding transcription factor activity; RNA polymerase II cis-regulatory region sequence-specific DNA binding
Source: RefSeq, a predicted model, not a curated record
UGUAUUUUCUCUUUGCGUACCUUCUCUUUCAUCCUCUCUCUCAAUUCAAUUAAUUCACUUCAAUAAUAAUUCAUCCCCUUUCUCUCUCUCUCUCUCUCUCUCUCUCAACUCCCCACACGGAACUUUCUAGAAUUCGAUCUAUCUUCAUACAAUGCCUUAUCUCAACAACACUUAUUGAUUUGGUAAUCCUCUCUUCAUUUUUGCUUUUACAUUCCUGUUCGAAUCUACACUCAUGUUUCUUCUUUUCCUAUGCUGAAGCUGGUUUUUAAGGGAUGCCUCCGCCGCCGCCGCCGCUCGAGCGGAGCGGCCUAGAGUCACCGGCCGGGGAUACAGCUUCUAGAUCUCUUCCAACGCCUUUUUUGACCAAAACUUAUCAGCUUGUGGAGGAUAAGUCCAUUGACGAUGUCGUCUCCUGGAACGAAGAUGGAUCUACCUUCAUCGUCUGGAAUCCAACUGAAUUCGCCAAGGAUUUGCUCCCAAAGUACUUCAAACACAAUAAUUUUUCCAGUUUUGUCCGUCAGCUCAACACCUAUGGAUUCAGGAAGGUCGUGCCUGAUCGAUGGGAGUUCUCUAAUGAUUGUUUUCGUAGAGGAGAGAAACGCCUGCUAUGUGAUAUACAACGUCGGAAGAUCGCGUCAGCUCCACCAGCACAGGCACCUGUUCCAUCGCCGGCCGUUGCAGCUCCUCCGCUGGUUACGUUGGCAGCACUCCCGCCGGCUACGGUAUCUCCAAGCGAUUCAGGCGAAGAACAAGUCCUGUCCUCUAACUCUUCUCGAGGUGCUACAACUAAUUUAUCUCGAGAAACAACAGCUUCCGGAGGAGCUAACGCCGAGCUCGCCGGUGAAAACGAGAGGCUAAAGAGAGAAAACGUUCAACUCAAUAAAGAGUUGAGUCAAAUGAAAAAUCUCUGUUCCAACAUAUACGUGAUGAUGUCCAGCUACGCCACGAAUAAACCGUCGGACGGGAGCAGUUCACAACCACCACCACAACAGGCGGCGACAACCACCGUGAAACCGCUAGAUCUGUUGCCGCUAAAGCGGUUAGCCGAGGAGUAUAUGGGUAACGGUUGCCGUGGCGGUGGUGGUAAUCACCGUGAAGCGGCGGAACACGAGGAGAUCAGCCCCAGAUUAUUCGGUGUGCCAAUAGGUGUGAAACGGUCGAGGGAGGGAGGUUCGGGUGAAGAGGCGGAACAGUAUAAUGAGCUGCAGCUUCAACAGCCGGGAGUAGAUGUGAAAUCAGAGCCGUUGGAUCAUAACGAAAACGGUAGUAGCGUUGAUAAUCAUGAAUCUACGUGGAUGAUGAAGCGGUCAGAUCGUAAUUAAUUGGAAGACUUUUUUUUUAAGUGGAAAAGUGUAAAUGUAGUAAAGUCCACACGAGGAAAGGGCACGUGACCGAUGAGUCACGUGGCAUGCAUAUCCCCUCGUUGUCGGGUAGACGUGGACCAAGUACAAGAAGUUUCUUGAACUUUUUUGAAAUUGCAGCUCCAAAUUUUUGAUUCAAAGAAAAAUACGUUGUUAUUUGUUAUUUUAUCAAAAAGAUUUCUUUGGUCAAAAAAGUCGACUUAGCUGGAAAAAUUCAAUCAAUUAGUUACUAGUGGACUUGUAUAGGAAUUAGGCUUCUGAUUGUUGUCCAAAUGUGUGAAAUUUUAGAUUAAUUUAUAUGUAUUUCGAUCC